Molecule: messenger RNA, 879 nt
Organism: Ostertagia ostertagi
Lineage: Eukaryota; Metazoa; Nematoda; Chromadorea; Rhabditida; Trichostrongylidae
Source: the annotation of a GenBank genome assembly
AUGUGGGAAGAAGUGGAGAACGCAGUGAAACAAAUAAAGGCUGGGAAAAGCCCUGGCUGCGACAACAUUCGUCCCAAACACCUAAAAGCAGGCGGACUACACCUAUUUAAAGCACUGGCAGAACCUACGGAAGUCGACGGCAAAACAAUCCGCGAGGCUGCUGAAUUUGCUGGUGUCAAUGCGAGUACAGCAAGGAACAUCGUCAGUGCGUACAGAUGGGAAGGCGCCAUUGUUCACCGUCCCUGUGGAGGCAGCCGGAGGAUCAAAUUGACCUCCGAUGUACUACAGACUAUUGAAGAAAUCGUUGAACGACAUCCAGAGGAUAACCUGGUGCAGAUGCAAAGGCGACUGAAGGAGGACGACAUCAAUCUAGCCGUGUCUACGAUUUUCAACGCCUUGUUGAAAUUGAAAAUCACACUGAAGAAGAGCCAUCACGAGCUCGAUCGUGUAAACAGCACCACGACGAUUGCAAGCCGUCAGGCCUAUGCUCUCGACUUUACUGCACAUGCACCACAGGACAAGGAAAAAUGCAUCUUCAUCGAUGAAUUCGGAUUUAACCUCCACCUAAGAAGGACACAAGCUCGCUCCAAACGAGAACGCGCGAAAACGCGCCAACGUUGUACUACCAACCGCAUCGUUCAUUCGAAAAUCAUCAAUGAUGGCACCUGCAACAGCCCUAAGUUCUGUGCUUUUAUCGAGGAGCUUCUGGCUGAGAUCCACGACAGGGAGGAAAUGAAUGGUGCAUGGCUGAUCUUGGAUAAGGCCAAGAUUCAUAAGACGGAGGAGGUGCUAAGACUCUUGGAUGACACACCGUAUCAGCUGAAAUUUUUCUCGCCCUACUCCUAUAUGCUGAGCCCAGCUGAGAAUGUCUUCUCAAAG